CCUCGCGCACAGGCGAGCAUAUAUAAAAGGUCGUCCGCCAAUCUAGGGUUUCUUCUCGGACGCAGGCGGCGGCUUAGGGUUUUAACUCGCAUCCAUUCUCAAGGUUAGCAGGAGACCGGCCAUGGCGCCGUCGCAGCCCAAGUCAGGGCUCUUCGUUGGCAUCAACAAGGGCCACGUCGUCACCAAGCGCGAGCUGCCGCCACGCCCGUCCGACCGCAAGGGGAAAGGUACCAAGAGGGUGCUGUUUGUCAGGAACUUGAUUAGGGAGGUUGCUGGCUUUGCUCCCUAUGAGAAGCGUAUCACUGAGCUUCUUAAGGUUGGAAAGGACAAGCGUGCACUCAAGGUCGCCAAGAGGAAGCUUGGUACUCACAAGAGAGCGAAGAAGAAGCGAGAGGAGAUGUCAAGUGUCCUCAGGAAGAUGAGGUCUGGUGGUGGUGCUGCUGCCGACAAGAAGAAAUAGAUUUUGCAUGUUGGCGAACAUUAUUUAUAUCAAUGCUUUGCCUCGUAUUUUCAGAUUAUGCCAAGUUUGUAGCUUGUGGAAAUUGGAUACGAGUGUAGCGCUAUCUUUAAGUUUAUAUCAAUGCUUUGCCUCA
This is a messenger RNA of Hordeum vulgare subsp. vulgare (domesticated barley), 593 nucleotides long. Its product is annotated as 60S ribosomal protein L36-3-like. Bases 122 to 460 code for a protein of 112 amino acids. Gene Ontology annotation, cellular component: cytosolic large ribosomal subunit; ribosome. Gene Ontology annotation, molecular function: structural constituent of ribosome. Gene Ontology annotation, biological process: cytoplasmic translation. The transcript is spliced from 4 exons. Lineage: Eukaryota; Viridiplantae; Streptophyta; Magnoliopsida; Poales; Poaceae. The record is from RefSeq and is a predicted model, not a curated record.